AUGUUCGCCUUGAGCAACUUGGUGGGUACUCCCCGACCCAGCGGAUCCGCACUCGAGUUCACCCCCAUUGGUCGGCGUAGAGACGGUUCCUCGCGGAAUAAAUCGUCGCCUGUACCUCAAAGAAUGACACUCAACAACGAGAAAAUCAACAAUACGCUAGUGGAGUCUACAUUUGAUAAUACCACAGAACAUUUUGACACCUUGCAGUCGCUAGGAAAUGAGGGGCUUAUAGGCAAAACCCACCAGAACUUCAAAGGAUUCGAUCUGGGAGGAAUGUUCGAUAGUACUUUCAAAUCACGCCUGGCAAUUGUCAACGAUGGCUCAAAUUCGAUCCAAGAUCUUCAGAAUGAGAAUAAAGAACUUCAGGCGGAGAAUUACAACUUGAAAAUCGAGGUAGCCACGCUAACAAAGUAUUUGAAGCAGACUCCAGAGGAAAACAGAAACUUGGCCUACGAGAACGUCGAGUUGAAACAGCAGUUGAUGAAGGCUAUGAACGAACUCGACGGCAAAGCGUCUUCAACAGCACUGGAUCUGGCUGAAAGCUUGAACUCAAUGCGUGCGCUGUAUAAGGAGAUCAUAGAAGAAAAGGACCAUGACAUUCAUCAACUUCAGCUAAAAAAUUCCGAGUUGAUGCAACAAAUAAGAAACACUUCUGCAAGUGACGAGCUAUUGAAUAAAAUGGAGUUUUUACAAACUGAAAACCAGACACUUAGACGCAGGUUGGAUGAUGUAUCCAAUAAUGAUGUUGAUAUGGCUGCUGUCCACGAGGAAAACAAUGAUUUGAAAUCAAAGUUGUCCAAUCUUGAGCGCAAGUUAGCCCUGAUCCCGCUAGAUACUUCUGCAAAAGUGCAGAAUUUGAGUGAAGAGAACCAGUUUCUCGAGAAAAAAAUCGAAUCAAUCCAACAAGAACUCAAAGAUGCCGAACGCGAGCAAAGUUCUAUGGAGUCAGCAAUCAGGCAACUACGCUCUGAAUUGGAAGAUAAAGAGGACGAAGUACUGCGCCUACGCCUGGAAUAUAAAGACGUCCAAACUCGAUCAGUGGACGCUUCAAAGUCGAAUUUGAGAUUGCAGGAGGCAACACAAGAGUCACUCGAGUUGAAAUCCAAGUUGAGACGUCUAGAGACUCAAACCAGAGAUGAGCUCGCAGACAAAGAGGCCCAGUUACACAGACUUGAGAAUAAGGUCAGAUCCCUAACGAAAGAGCUCCACACGAAGGAAAGUUAUGAGUCUGAACUUCGAAAUCAAGUUCAGUCAUUAUUGGUGGAAAAAAACUCUGCAUUUGACAAUCAAAGUCUUCUCAAGCAUUAUCAAUCGCAGAUCGAAACAUUGCAGAAUAAGGAAUCGGCAUUAACUGAUGCCAACAAUGAACUUAAAGAUGAGAUUGCCAAGCUUCAAGAUGAACUUUAUUCAAUGAGCUCAGAAUCGGAUCGAGCUGCAAAGUUGAAGGAAGAAAUUCACGAGUUGGAGAACAAGCUUGAUUUCUACGAAAAAGAGUAUAGUCUUCUACAAGAUGCUUUGGAGAACGCAGAGUUGGAGUCCGAAUCGCUUAAAGCGAAGGAAAGAGGGUCUGAUAGGAAAGUGCAUGAUUUGAACAGGGAGAUCGACAAUUUGACUUCAAAACUUCGGCGAACAGAACUCUCAGAAUCUCAAAAAUACAAUGAGUCGGCAUUAUUUGAACUUGAGUCAGUUCACAAGAAGCGCGAGGAUGCUGAGAGAUCGCGUCUCGAACUCCAAAUUGAUACUUUAAACGAACAAAUUCGGAAGCUUCAAGAAGAGCUCCGCCGUUCUAAAUCCUCUGAGCCGUCUACUGGUGAGGAGUACCACAAAUAUCUCAGAGAGCGCAGCAAGUUGCAAAUGGAGCUUGAUGACAAAGACUUACAACUAGAAGAACAAAGAAGAAAGUACUCUAAACUUGAGAAUAUGAUAAAGGAUAAGGACUCUCUCGUUGAAGCAUUGGAGUCCAGAAUUAGAGACCUCAAUAGAGACUACAGGUCUAAUGCUUUCACGGAAGAUUCAAAUAAGUCUGAAAUUUACAAGAUCAAAUCUGAUUUUGAGUUCCGCUUACGCACCCUUCAGAAUGAGAACGACAAGUUGCAAAGAGACUUAGAAGACCAAAUCAGGUACUACCAAACCAAACUUGAUGUUUUCAUGGAGCGGGAAAGAUAUGAUUCAGUCUCCAACAACUCUUCAUCAUCAAUGGUUGCCUUGCUUGAGAGUCAAUUAGAAGAAGUUCGUCGUCUGAAUAAAGAACUUUCUGAUAAGCUAACACUUGCACAAACAUUCAACAAGUCAGAGUCUGAUCAAUUGCUGAGCGAAUACCGAACUAAGCUUCUGGAUCUUCAAGCGAAGCUUGUGCAAGCUCAGGCUGACAAACUGCAGCUCCAGGAAACAGUUGACGCUUUGGAAUUGGAUACUAAGAUUCUCAGAUCGGAUAAGAAUAGACUUGAAAUGAGAUCGAGAAACUUAAACCAGGAACUCAGCAGAGCUUCUAAACAUUGCACUAAGCUUGCCAGCAAACUUAAUGACAUGACCAUGAUGGAGUCAAAAAAUUUAAACAAAAACUCCGACGAAAUCUUGCGUUUGAGAAGGGCCAACGUUCAACUUCAAGGUCAGAUUGAUCAGCUAAAUUCCAAGUUGACGUCUGCCAAGUUUGCGUCGCUGGCGAAAGGUGAUAAUAGAUCAUCUGCCGAAACCCGACUCUUGAGAAACGAGCUUCACUACUAUAAGGCGAAGCUCUUUGAUUUGAAUAUGCGGGCCAAUGACUUGGCAGUGAUGAACAGUUUUGUGAUGUCGUCCAUCAAGAACUCUAACCAGAUGAUCAAGAACGACAUUGUGAAGCUCACACAAUGUGGAAUCUACCCUGAUUAUGCCGAAAUGAAACGCAAGCAAGGAGGAGAGAAAAUCACCUUCAAAGUGUUGGCGACGUUUGUGUUGAGUAUGGUGCGUCUCAAAAAUCGUCUCGAGAAGGCGGAAGACCGGCGUGCCAAGAUGCAACAUCUCAGGGGAGAAAUAGACAGGGAUAAAAUUACUUUACUAGCAGAGUGA
Messenger RNA from Sungouiella intermedia, 3045 nucleotides. NCBI's taxonomy places the organism in Eukaryota, Fungi, Ascomycota, Pichiomycetes, Serinales, Metschnikowiaceae. The record is from the annotation of a GenBank genome assembly.